AUUACAAAAGAGCUAGGGUCCUAGAUUGUGCCGAAGCUUCAUGAGACCUCUCCUCGUCUGUGCACGGACGAGUGGCCGACUCUGGAGCCCAGGCUGUUGUUUCCUAGUCUGGUGGUGAAUCCGCCAUAGUCUGGUGAGUGCAGUGUCCGACUCUCGAGCCCAGGCUGUUGCUGUUGCUUCCCAGUCUGGUGGUGAAUCCUCCAUAGUCUGGGACAAAUAUGGCCCUGAAGGCUCCAUGAGCAGACGAGAAGGCUGGACUUCGCAACUGGGUCACCUUAGAUCCGGAACUAGAGAAUGACACCGUUGUUUCCGGGAGGAAAAAGAAAAAGCGCUUGACCCGGAAGCUGCGUGUCCCAUCCCCGCGCCUGCUUCUCUGACUGGGGAAGCCCGACAUCCCAGUGCCUUACCUGUAUUUCGACAUGGGGGCAGCCGUGCUGUGCGCUAGUUUCAUGUCCUUUGGCGUGAAGCGGCGCUGGUUCGCGCUGGGGGCCGCACUCCAAUUGGCCAUUAGCACCUACGCCGCCUACAUCGGGGGCUACGUCCACUACGGGGACUGGCUGAAGGUCCGUAUGUACUCGCGCACAGUUGCCAUCAUCGGCGGCUUUCUUGUGUUGGCCAGCGGUGCUGGGGAGCUGUACCGCCGGAAACCUCGCAGCCGCUCCCUGCAGUCCACCGGCCAGGUGUUCCUGGGUAUCUACCUCAUCUGUGUGGCCUACUCACUGCAGCACAGCAAGGAGGACCGGCUGGCGUAUCUGAACCAUCUCCCAGGAGGGGAGCUGAUGAUCCAGCUGUUCUUCGUGCUGUAUGGCAUCCUGGCCCUGGCCUUUCUGUCAGGCUACUACGUGACCCUCGCUGCCCAGAUCCUGGCUGUACUGCUGCCCCCUGUCAUGCUGCUCAUUGAUGGCAAUGUUGCUUACUGGCACAACACGCGGCGUGUUGAGUUCUGGAACCAGAUGAAGCUCCUUGGAGAGAGUGUGGGCAUCUUCGGAACUGCUGUCAUCCUGGCCACUGAUGGCUGAGUUUUAUGGCAAGAGGCUGAGAUGGGCACAGGGAGCCACUGAGGGUCACCCUGCCUUCCUCCUUGCUGGCCCAGCUGCUGUUUAUUUAUGCUUUUUGGUCUGUUUGUUUGAUCUUUUGCUUUUUUAAAAUUGUUUUUUGCAGUUAAGAGGCAGCUCAUUUGUCCAAAUUUCUGGGCUCAGCGCUUGGGAGGGCAGGAGCCCUGGCACUAAUGCUGUACAGGUUUUUUUCCUGUUAGGAGAGCUGAGGCCAGCUGCCCACUGAGUCUCCUGUCCCUGAGAAGGGAGUAUGGCAGGGCUGGGAUGCGGCUACUGAGAGUGGGAGAGUGGGAGACAGAGGAAGGAAGAUGGAGAUUGGAAGUGAGCAAAUGUGAAAAAUUCCUCUUUGAACCUGGCAGAUGCAGCUAGGCUCUGCAGUGCUGUUUGGAGACUGUGAGAGGGAGUGCGUGUGUUGACACAUGUGGAUCAGGCCCAGGAAGGGCACAGGGGCUGAGCACUACAGAAGUCACAUGGGUUCUCAGGGUAUGCCAGGGGCAGAAACAGUACCGGCUCUCUGUCACUCACCUUGAGAGUAGAGCAGACCCUGUUCUGCUCUGGGCUGUGAAGGGGUGGAGCAGGCAGUGGCCAGCUUUGCCCUUCCUGCUGUCUCUGUUUCUAGCUCCAUGGUUGGCCUGGUGGGGGUGGAGUUCCCUCCCAAACACCAGACCACACAGUCCUCCAAAAAUAAACAUUUUAUAUAGACA
Molecule: messenger RNA, 1759 nt
Organism: Homo sapiens (human)
Lineage: Eukaryota; Metazoa; Chordata; Mammalia; Primates; Hominidae
Gene: TMEM101
Product: transmembrane protein 101
Exons: 5
Coding region: 420-1019 (199 amino acids)
Cellular component (GO): membrane
Source: RefSeq, marked validated